Messenger RNA from Psammomys obesus (fat sand rat), 2199 nucleotides. It is a transcript of the gene Ugp2, whose product is annotated as UDP-glucose pyrophosphorylase 2. The transcript is spliced from 10 exons. Gene Ontology annotation, biological process: glycogen metabolic process; UDP-alpha-D-glucose metabolic process. Gene Ontology annotation, molecular function: UTP:glucose-1-phosphate uridylyltransferase activity. Gene Ontology annotation, cellular component: cytoplasm. The record is from RefSeq and is a predicted model, not a curated record. NCBI's taxonomy places the organism in Eukaryota, Metazoa, Chordata, Mammalia, Rodentia, Muridae. Bases 364 to 1890 code for a protein of 508 amino acids.
GGGCGUGGAGGCCCGGGGGCGGCGAAAAGGGCUGCCCUGGGUCCGCCUCUUCAUUGAUGAACUUUAAGUUCGGUGGUUUUUGCCUUUUCCGGAGCCUCCGGUCGAGCCCCGUUGGCGUCGGGAUCGCCGAGGAGCCGGGGCUGCCCUCCCGAGCCGAGUCGGUCCCGCCAAGUUUCCGUCUUCUGGAUUUUUCUUUUAAAAGACCAGUUUUGAGCGUUUUGUGCGGAUUCUUCCUUAAGGAGCCCAACAGCGGGGGAGAAAGAACGCGUCGGUUGUUGCUGGGAAGGGAGAGAGACCCUCCUAAUAACGCAGCUCCUAGAAAUCGAAACUUGUAAGCCAGGUUUACUUUAAUCAGACCCCAAAAUGUCGAGAUUUGUACCAGAUCUUAGCAAAGCUAUGUCUCAAGAUGGUGCUUCUCAGUUCCAAGAAGUCAUUCUCCAAGAACUAGAAUUAUCUGUGAAGAAGGAAUUAGAGAAAAUACUCAGCACUGCAACAUCCCAUGAGUCUGAGCACACUAAAAAAGAUCUUGAUGGAUUUCGGAAGCUAUUUCAUAGAUUUUUGCAAGAAAAAGGACCCUCUGUAGACUGGGGUAAAAUCCAGAGACCUCCAGAAGAUUCGAUUCAACCCUAUGAAAAGAUAAAGGCCAGAGGCUUACCUGAUAACAUAUCUUCUGUAUUAAACAAACUGGUGGUGGUGAAACUCAAUGGUGGUCUGGGAACCAGCAUGGGCUGCAAAGGCCCUAAAAGUCUGAUUGGUGUAAGAAAUGAGAAUACCUUUUUGGAUCUAACUGUUCAGCAAAUUGAGCAUUUAAACAAGACCUAUAAUACAGAUGUUCCUCUUGUUUUAAUGAACUCUUUUAACACGGAUGAAGAUACCAAAAAAAUACUUCAGAAGUACAGUCACUGUCGUGUGAAAAUCUACACCUUCAAUCAAAGCAGGUACCCGAGGAUUAAUAAAGAGUCUUUACUUCCUAUAGCAAAGGAUGUGUCGUACUCAGGGGAAAAUACAGAAGCAUGGUACCCUCCAGGGCAUGGAGAUAUCUAUGCUAGUUUCUAUAACUCUGGCUUACUCGACGCCUUUAUAGACGAAGGCAAAGAGUAUAUUUUUGUGUCUAACAUAGAUAACCUGGGUGCCACAGUAGAUCUUUAUAUUCUUAACCAUCUAAUGAACCCACCCAAUGGGAAACGCUGUGAAUUUGUCAUGGAAGUCACAAAUAAAACACGAGCAGACGUAAAGGGUGGGACACUCACUCAGUAUGAAGGCAAACUGAGACUGGUGGAAAUCGCUCAAGUGCCAAAAGCACAUGUUGAUGAAUUCAAGUCUGUGUCAAAAUUUAAAAUAUUUAACACAAACAACCUAUGGAUUUCUCUUGCAGCAGUUAAAAGACUGCAGGAACAGAAUGCCAUUGACAUGGAAAUCAUUGUGAAUCCAAAGACUUUGGAUGGAGGCCUGAAUGUCAUUCAGUUAGAAACUGCAGUUGGAGCUGCAAUUAAAAGUUUCGAGAAUUCUUUAGGUAUUAAUGUUCCACGGAGUCGUUUUCUGCCUGUGAAAACCACAUCAGAUCUCUUACUUGUGAUGUCAAACCUCUACAGCCUUAAUGCAGGAUCUUUGACCAUGAGUGAAAAGCGGGAAUUCCCUACAGUACCCUUGGUUAAAUUAGGCAGUUCUUUUACCAAGGUUCAAGAUUACCUAAGGAGGUUUGAAAGUAUACCUGAUAUGCUGGAAUUGGACCACCUCACUGUUUCAGGAGAUGUAACAUUUGGAAAAAAUGUUUCGUUAAAGGGAACAGUUAUCAUUAUUGCAAAUCAUGGUGACAGAAUUGACAUCCCCCCUGGAGCAGUGUUAGAGAACAAGAUUGUAUCUGGAAAUCUUCGCAUCCUGGACCACUGAAAUAAGCGCUGCCAGAUACAGGCUAAAGAGUUUCCUACAAUAAAAUGUACUCUUAAGAUUAUAAAAUAAGCAGGUACUUUAUUUACUGUGCUGUAUUCUGCAGUGUUGAUUUUUAGUUUUAGUCUAAGGAAAGCAUAGAUGAAGCAGUACUUUCCUUGUUUGAUGAAGAGCCUAGAUAGUAGUUCCUCUUAAAGUGCAAUAUUAUUUAAUCUUAGGUGGUCCAGCUCUGCAGUCUUUAACAGAAGCUUCAGUGAUGGCCACUUUGAAUUGCCUUUGAUUUCAAAAAUAAUAAUAAAAAUCCACGUGUUA